Trichoderma virens Gv29-8 is the source of this 1890-nucleotide messenger RNA. RefSeq lists its product as uncharacterized. Bases 1 to 1890 code for a protein of 629 amino acids. Lineage: Eukaryota; Fungi; Ascomycota; Sordariomycetes; Hypocreales; Hypocreaceae. The transcript has a single exon. The record is from RefSeq and is a predicted model, not a curated record.
AUGCAGGAUCCCUCAGAGCUUCUGCUCCGAUACGCAGAAGAAACCGAAGACGACAGCUACGACUCGGCCGUCGAAGACGAAUUCUACAAUGGCAGAGAUCCUUGGGACGAGAACCCCUACGAGGGACGCGUUUUCCACAAGUUCUCCGAACUGCCUCCAGAGCUGCGCCUCAGAAUCUGGGAGCUUGGUCUCGUAGAAGCAGCGCAGCCUCGCGUCCUGGAGUUCGAAGUUCGUGCCAUCCCUCGAAAGAUGCCCGGCGUUUUCACAACAACCGAGUUUGGCGACCGAAUCCAGCGUCUGUUUCGGGAUUGGCAAGUCCGUCCUGGCAAAGACUUGGCCCGCGUAACUAAGCAGACGCGCACCAUCAUGGCCGUCAGCCGAGAGGCUCGAGGCACUGCUCUCACGAUUCUGCCUCACACUCUCAAGAUUCGGAACCCUGCAAAAAACAACUAUGGAAUGGUGCAUUGCAACCGAGAUCGAGACGUUGUUUACAUCAGCGGAUAUGAACGAGAGCAUAUAAAUCCAAGGGCUCCUGAUGAGAGCGUGGAAGAUAGCGCAUAUCAUUUCGACGGCUUCGCGGAAAAUGUUGUGCAGCUUGCAAUUAACAGCGACGCCUUUGACGAUCAAGACGCAAAUACCGACACCGACAGGUACUUCAACCACGCCAUGGAGCCAUUCCAUAACCUCAAGAGGAUUUUUCUUCUCUCCCACCCCACCAUCCCGUUGGACAGCCAUGAGGAGCUCUGGUGCGGCUCGGAUUUCGUUUAUACCCACACCACCGCCAUCAAGGACAGGGGCAAUGGCUAUUUCUGGACAAAAAGAUGUUGGCCAAAUGCAGACGAUUAUGACGACUUUGUUCGGAACCAGAUCCCCACCCCAGAGCUGGAAGGUGUGCCCUUUCAGGGUCGUCCGUUGAUUCCAACUCGUGGUAUCAUGCUCCUCCCAAUGCUUGCGUUUGAUAGUCAAGAUGGCUUGAAAGCCCUUGACAAGGUGCGUGCAAGGUGGCAGGAGAGUUAUACGCGCGGCAUUUCUAUCGAAGAACUCUCUGAUUCAUCGUCCGACUCCGGUUCCGAUUCCCAAUCUGAACCUGACGAAUACGAGAGCGAGGGAAUCGACGACUCCGAGAUUAUUGAGGAUGAUAGCGAAUGCAAUAGUGAUGAGGAUGCCAUGUCCGGAGAUGAAAUAUAUGGCGAUGAUGACGAAGACACCCUGAAUGGAGACGAGGUGGGAGAAAUUGUUCCCGUAUUUUCUAGUCCAGAACCAGAACCAGAACCAAAUGGUCACGUAGGCUCUACCUCGGAGACGCAGGGCUCUCGUAAACGACGAAUCGUCACCGACUUGGAUGAUGAUGAUCCACCUGAGGUAUCAGGGGCGAAGCGCGCGCGCACUGGUCGUUUCUCAGCGCGAGUCGUUACGUCAGACACGGAGGAUGAAGGGAUGAGCGAGCCCAGCGGUACUGGGAGGAGUCGCAGGCGUGCAACGAUUGUUGACAGCGACGACGAAGGUGACGAUGAUGACACUAGCGCUGAAGUCAACGGAAGAAUCGACUCAAGUAGCAGGAAAGACAAAGUGGGGGCUGCAAGUGGAAUAAAGAACAACAAUGACCAGGAAGACGACGACGAUGAAGAAAAGGAUGAAGAGGAUGAUGACGAUGAAGACGAGGAAGAGGAGGUUACAGAUGUAAGGCAGCUGAGUCUAGCCACUAGGCUUGAGCUUGUGCCACCACACCAUUCCUCGUCGCACAAAAGAAAAGUUGAGGACGAUAUGAUGAGUACCGAUCCAGAAGACUAUACUGAGGAUGAUGAGGAUGACGAUGAGGACGAAGAAAGAUCGGAAGACGAUCUUAUUGACGGCAUUGCAGAGGAAUCAGACGAAUCUGAUUACGAAUGA